UCUUACAACACAUGUAACUACUCUUGAAAGGGAUAUUGACAUUUGAAACUGUCAGGAAGUUGCUGUUGGGUUGUUUUGAGCAAUACCGAUAAUCACAAUUUAAAUGCACUGGAAAAUUGAACAGAAAUUAGAAUGUUGCAAUGUUGUUGAUGAGAAUGAAAACGGUUCCAACGAUGGGGGUACACCGGUGGAAGUUUUGGAUGACGAUUCAUGCUCGCUCGGCUCAUCCUCCCCGUCGCUACAGGCGAUGGUAUCUGCACCUCUGUUGGGUAGAACUGUUUGUGCAAGUUGCAGUGAGGACAUUUUGGAUAAAUACUUGCUGAAGGUUAACGACUUGUGCUGGCAUGUGCGUUGUCUCUCCUGUAGUGUGUGCCAAAUAUCGCUUGGAAGUCAUACAAGUUGUUACAUCAAAGAAAAAGAGGUCUUUUGCAAAUUGGACUACUUUAGAAGAUAUGGAACAUGGUGCGCGUGCUGCGGCCGAAAUAUCCACUCUACAGACUGGGUCCGCCGGGCGAAGGGCAACGUGUACCACUUGGCGUGUUUCGCCUGUUUCUCCUGUAAGAGGCAGCUGUCCACGGGGGAAGAGUUUGCCCUGGUGGAGGAGAAGGUGCUGUGUCGUGUCCACUACGACUGUAUGCUGGACAACCUGAAACGCGCGGUUGAGAAAGGAAGUGGUGUGAACCUAGAGGGGGCGAUGCCAACAGAACAGGAAGUGAAUCAGCCCAAGCCGUCGAAAAGAGCGCGCACCAGCUUCACCGCUGACCAAUUACAGGUGAUGCAGGCUCAGUUUGCCCAGGACAACAACCCAGAUGCCCAGACUCUGCAGAAGCUGGCAGAGCAGACAGGCCUGAGUAGGAGAGUCAUACAGGUUUGGUUCCAGAACUGCAGAGCACGCCAUAAGAAGCAUGUGAGCCCCAACCACUCCUCAGCCACCCCCCUGUCCUCCCUGCAGCCCGGUCGCCACUCCCAGCCCACCCCAGCCCCAGAAGAGCUGCAGUACACAGCCUACGGCAACCCAGAGGGCUCCAUGCUCACCGCGCUGCACUCCUACAUCGAUGUGCACUCCCCUCAGUCUAUGCUGUUCCAUCCCCUGCUGCCCCCCCAUUCCAUGGCCUCCCUGCCUGUGACCCACGCCUGAGCCACACACACACACACACACACAGGAACAUGUCAAUUUGCCAGAGCCUCACACACUACCAGGGAUCUAGCAGGUUUCUUGGCACAUUAAUUAAUUGUAACAUUUCAUGUGACUUAUCACUAAAGGUCUUGUUAGAAGCCUUAUCUGUCUGAAAGGAGCCCCAUACACACUCAAGUUGUACAACUGAUGUACAACGCAUUUGUCACAAACGUUUUUUUCUCCCCCAAAAAUAAAAAUAAUAAUUACACAAGCACAGUGGUUAAGUAAACAUGUUUGUGCAUACACACUCUUUGUUGUAUCACACAAAUAUGAGUUGUAUCACAACCAUUGUGUCAUACUUUGUACAUCAGCUGGAUAACCUGUGUGUACAUAGCUUUGUGUAUUUAUUGCAAAGUGCCACAGUUUGAUGCCGAUCUUUUAUCAAAGGGGGAAAACUAGACUGCCAUUGACAAACCAUUGUGACGUUUAUCUUAAAUUAUGAAUUCUUUGUACAUUAGUAUUUGAAUUAUUGUUGUUUCAUGUAUUUAUUGUAUGUGAUUAAGAAAAUAAAUGUUUAUUGACAAAAUUA
This is a messenger RNA of Coregonus clupeaformis (lake whitefish), 1706 nucleotides long. RefSeq names its product LIM/homeobox protein Lhx8-like. Lineage: Eukaryota; Metazoa; Chordata; Actinopteri; Salmoniformes; Salmonidae. The record is from RefSeq and is a predicted model, not a curated record. Gene Ontology annotation, cellular component: nucleus. The transcript is spliced from 8 exons. Gene Ontology annotation, molecular function: DNA-binding transcription factor activity, RNA polymerase II-specific; RNA polymerase II transcription regulatory region sequence-specific DNA binding. Gene Ontology annotation, biological process: neuron differentiation; forebrain neuron development; regulation of transcription by RNA polymerase II. The coding region runs from base 104 to 1138 and encodes 344 amino acids.